Molecule: messenger RNA, 315 nt
Organism: Pyricularia oryzae 70-15
Lineage: Eukaryota; Fungi; Ascomycota; Sordariomycetes; Magnaporthales; Pyriculariaceae
Exons: 3
Source: RefSeq, a predicted model, not a curated record
AAUAAUACCAGGGCACCCAUUAAUUGUGGAUUUAGGGAUUUGUUAAUUAUAUGCAUUAUUUUGCAUGUAAUAAGCCCACUUUUAUUUGUAUAUAGCCAAUUUUAUUUAGUGCCGAAGUGGAGUGGGGAAUGGUGGAAUUCCGUUACUUUGUUAAUGCAGGAAUGCAAUUUAAAGGUCAGCGAGUGGGUUUUUCGGAAAUUCAUUCGCGGCACCGGAACCUUUUCUGGCGUGCGGACCCCCACUUCGAUGUCGGAGAUGCAUUUCUACCUAUUAUUCAGCGCUUUUAGCACUGGUUAUUUACCACGCCGCACCUAG